Molecule: messenger RNA, 819 nt
Organism: Exophiala bonariae
Lineage: Eukaryota; Fungi; Ascomycota; Eurotiomycetes; Chaetothyriales; Herpotrichiellaceae
Exons: 5
Coding region: 1-819 (272 amino acids)
Biological process (GO): iron import into the mitochondrion
Cellular component (GO): mitochondrial membrane
Molecular function (GO): ferrous iron transmembrane transporter activity
Source: RefSeq, a predicted model, not a curated record
AUGUUGGCCGGCGCAUUCGCAGGCAUCGCUGUAUGGGAACCACAAUCAAUGGAGCAAGAAACCGAAGCUGACCUCGGCGCAGGUCCUGCUCAUGCCGUGUACUUUGGAACAUACGAGGUUGUGAAAGAGUUUGCGGGUGGAAACAAACAAGAUGGCAAACAUCACCCGUUGGCGGCCGCAACGAGCGGAGCAUGUGCAACAAUCGCAAGCGAUGCUCUGAUGAAUCCUUUUGACGGUAUGAACAGCACAUUCUGGCCGACGAUCUGGAAUGCACCUACUGACAACGAAGCAGUCAUUAAACAGCGGAUGCAGGUGCAUGGCUCUACGUAUCGAUCCCUGGGCGACUGUGCAAGAUCAGUAUUUCGCGCUGAGGGACUUGCAGCUUUCUAUGUUUCGUACCCGACGACAUUAUGCAUGACGGUACCGUUUACAGCUACUCAAUUCAUGGCCUACGAGUCCUUGUCCAAGGUGAUGAAUCCUCGGAAAGAUUACGACCCUAUUACACAUUGCGUGGCUGGUGGCUUGGCUGGUGCGUUUGCUGCCGGCCUCACCACGCCUCUGGACGUGAUCAAAACACUGCUCCAGACAAGAGGAUUGAGUCAACAGGAUGAAAUUCGAAACGUGCGAGGGUUGUUUCAUGCCGCAUCUAUCAUCAAAAAAGAAUUCGGAUGGAGUGGCUUCAUGAGAGGUUGGCGACCCAGAAUCAUCACAACCAUGCCAAGCACCGCCAUUUGCUGGUCUUCAUACGAGAUGGCCAAAGCAUACUUCAAGCGAACAUUACGCGACGAGCACAAUGCACAACAAACGAGCAAAUUGUGA